GAAACAUCCCUGAGAAGGUGGGUGUGGACCGAGGCCUCCCACGCUUCCCCGGGGCUGUCCUGGACGUUGGCAGGUUCUGUGGUGUGAGGGGUCCAUCUCUCAGAGAAGCCUCCCACAGCGAAUUCCUGCCCCCCUGAGGAACUGAGCGGAACUCAGGCGCGUGUCCAUGGUUGCCGAACGUGCCCUAUUCAGCCCCUCUCCAGAAGGACAAAGGAGAGAGAUUAAUUGGCACCAAAGUGUUGGAAAGAACCAGCAUGUGCUGACCUAUUUAAGAUGGAUCGAGGACAUUCUAGAGAGAGUCUCUAGAGCUCAGUUCUUGUAAAGCUUCAGUGCUGAAGUCAAAAACAGGAUGAAGGAUCCCGGGGGCCACCCCCAACAUGCAGGACUCCCCGAUGCCCCGGAACAUGGGUCCCCACAAGCAGCCUCGGGGCAGCGCGAGUCCGCCCCUGGCCCUGAACCCCCUGAAGAGCCAGAAGGUGCUGGCGGUGCUGGCCGAGCGCAACCAGACGGUGAUGCCCGUCGGGGCCUGGGUGGAGCCCGCCCUGCCCGACCGGUCGGAAGUCCCCGCGCACAUUUCAGCAUAUAGGAUUGAACAACAACUAAAGGAACAACUAAGAAGAAAACAAGAGGCUUUGAAGCAUUUUCAGAGACAAGUCAAACAUCGAGUAAAUGAGCAAAUUAGGCUGAGAAAAAAGCAGCAGCUUCAGAAGUUCUAUGAAGCAGCAGAAAAAGAAGGCUCUGUAGCCAUGCAGUCUUCAGAACUGGUCCUCUUGACUCCUAGAAGCAGCAGCAUUUUCCAAAGCAAUUUGAAUGCUGCCAUGGAGAGUGAGAAUAGACUAGAAGACAAAGAGACUCAAAAUGGAUUAUUCCAACAACAAGCCCAGGCUCUCUGUCAGACCAUGAAGCAGGCACGUCACCAGCUGGCGUCCUUGAAAACUGUGAGUCACAAGGACACACCUCUGCUCCCUAGGGGCCCGAGGAGAAGCUAUCCCACCAGAGAGGAAACUAACUCUAAAGAAUUUUCAUCUAUUUUCAUUGACAUCGAUGAGAAAGGGAAAGAGAAUUUGAUUGGGGUGGACCAAAAGGGCCUCCUUUCUGAAGAGGGGAACAUCCCUGUGGUCAGAGUGCAGGAAGUACAACUCAGAAAUUCAGUAUUUGAUGUUAUGGACCAAGAAAAGAUAGAGCAGUUUCGCCUUCUGGGCCUUCAGAAUAUUUCAGAAGGUUAUCUGUUGGAAACCAAGGAUGUUCGGACAGAAAUCCAGACCACUGAGCCCUAUAUCCAUGCUGCCAAACCUGCAGCACUGGCUGCUGAGACAGAAACUCAGGAAAUUAUGUUGGAAACCCAGAGCAUUGAGCUAGCAGACAGGAGAGUCGGGCUGGAAGGCAGAGUCUUUAUAUCUCCAAAGCAGCAUGUUCUGUCUAAAGAUCUGGGUGUUUUACCCAAAGGUUAUGGUAAUGAGGACCGGGACUUUCUACUUAGAGAGGGCUUUUUAUCCAAAGACCAGCAUCUUGCACACAAAUUUGAGGACCAGGAUUUUCUGCCUAAAGUUCAGACUUUCUUACCCAAAGGCCAACGUAUUCCUCAGAAAUCUGAACACCAGGCCCUUCUACCUACAGAUCAGAAUUUUUUACUCAGUGGCCAGAGUCUUCCUCAGAAAUCUGAGCACCAGGCUCUUCAACCUAAAGAUCAGGAUUUUCUACUCAGUGGCCAGAGUCUUCCUCAGCAAUCUGAGCACCAGGCUCUUCUACCUAAAGAUCAGGAUUUUCUACUCAGUGGCCAGAGCCUUUCUCAGAAAUCUGAGCACCAGGCUCUUCUACCUAAAGAUCAGGAUUUUCUACUCAGUGGCCAGAGUCUUCCUCAGAAAUCUGAGCACCAGGCUCUUUUACCUAAAGAUCAGGAUUUUCUACACAGUGGCCAGAAUCUUCCUCAGAAAUCUGAGCACAGAGAUCUUCUACCUAGAGAUCAGGAUUUUCUACUCAGUGGCCAGAGUCUUCCUCACGAGUAUGAGGACCAGGAUUUUCCACUUAGAGACCAAGAUUUUCUAUUUGACAACCUGUAUUUUCCUCACAAGCAUGAAAAAGAGGAUUUUCCAGCCAAAUAUCAGAAUUUUCUACCCAAAGGCCAGAGUAUUUCUCACAAGUAUGAGGACCAGAAUUUUUUACCCAAAGGCCAGAAGAUUCCUCAAAAUAAUGAGGGUCAGGACUUUCUACCCAAGGGCCACAGUAUUCCUCAUAAGCAUGAGGACCCGGAUUUACCACCCAAAGGCCAGAAUGUUUCUCACAAGUAUGAUGACCAGGAUUUUCCACCCAAAGGCCAGAAUGUUCCUCAGAAACAUGGGGACCAGGAUUUUCUGCCCAGGGGUCAAAGUAUUUCUCAUAAAUAUGAGGACCACAAUCUUCCAUCCAAAGACCAAGAUUUUCUUUCCAAAGGCCAGAAUAUUUCUCACAAAUAUGAGGACCAAGAUUUUCUAUCCAGUGGCCAGAGUAUUUCUCACAAAUAUGAGGACCAGGAUUUUUCACCCAAAGACCAGGAUUUUUUACCAAAAGACCAGAGGAUUUCUUACAAAUAUGAGAACCAGGAUUUUCUACCCAAAGGCCAGAAUGUUCCUCACAAAUAUGAGGACCAGGAUUUCAAAGACCAGGAUUUUCUACCUAAAGGCCAGAGUAUUUCUCACAAGUAUGAGGACCAGGAGUUUCUACCCAAAGGCCAGAAUGUUCCCCACACAUAUGAGGACCAGGAUUUUCUACCCAGUGGUCAGAGUAUUUCUCACAAGUAUAAGGAUAGGGAUUUUUCACCCAAACACCAGGAUUUUCUUCCCAAAGGCCAGAGGAUUUCUCACAAAUACAAGGACCAGAAUUUUCUACCUAAAGGCCAGAAGAUUCCCCAAAUAUAUGAGGACCAGGAUUUUUUACCCAGUGGCCAGAGUAUUUCUCACAAGUAUAAGGACCAGGAUUUUCCAUCCAAAGACCAGGAUUUUCUUCCCAAAGGCCAGAGAAUUACUCACAAAUAUAGGGACCAGGAUUUUCUACUCAAAGGCCAGAAGAUUCCUCACACAUAUGAGGACCAGGAUUUUCUACCCAAAGGCCAGAAUGUUUCUCACAAGUAUAAGGACCAGGAUUUUCUUCCCAAAGGCCAGAGAAUUUCUCACAAAUAUAAGGACCAGGAUUUUCUACUCAAAGGCCAGCAUGAUCUUCACAAAUAUGAGGACCAGGGUUUUCCACUUAAAGACAAGGGUUUUGUACCCAAAGGCCAGAAUAUUCCACACAAAUAUAAGGACCAGGAUUUUCUAUUUAAAAACCAAGAUUUUCUAUUUGAAGACCCAUAUUUUCCUCACAAACGUGAUAGACAGGAUCUCCAGCCUACAGACCAGGAUUCUUUGCUCAAAGGUCAAAGAUAUGUGGACAUAGGUUUUCUACCCAAAGAUCAGCGUAUUCUUUCCUCAGACCAGAAUAUGCUAAGCAAGUAUCAGGACCAGGGGUUUCUACCCAAGGACCAGAAUUUUAUGCUUAACUUUCCAGAUCAAGGUUCUCUACUUGAAGACCAGGAGAUUCUACGCAAACAGGACCAGGAUUUUCUCCACGGUGAGCAGAAUAGUCCUUCCAAAUAUCAGGACCAGGAUUUUUUAUCUAAAGAACAGAAUACUUUAUCCACCUAUCAGGAGCAGGAUGUUUUACCCAAGAGCCACCAAGACUUUUUACCCAGAUAUCAGGAAAAGUAUUUUAGGCAGCCAUCAUCUGCCUUGGCUUCUGGAAGAUGGUUAAAAGAGUGGCCACCAGUUGUCCAGCAGCACCUUCCACCCAAGCUCCAAGGCCAGCCCAGUGCCAGAGAUCAGUUAGACCAAAAGGAAGAAGAAAAGGAUCAGCAGGAAAAAGCAUAUUUAAAGCAGACAGCACCAAUCUUGAUAGGUAGGCGAGGAAGAGAGGCUCUUCCUUUGGAUGCCCAUCAGGAUUUCCCACAUGGUCAUGGAGAUGAGGCUUUCACCAGGGACAAGAAAGUACGCUUCAAGGAGCCACAGAGAGGCUUUUCCCCAUCUAAUUAUCAGUAUCUCUCUCCUCAGCACCAGAACCUUGCCUUCUUCAGAGAUCAGAACUUACAACCCACGAAGCAGCCAUCUGUUGGGACAGCUGAAAGAUGGAAAGAGAGCUUGCUUCUGGAUGGCUCUGAGCAUCUUCCACCAAAGAUCCAGAAAGGGACUUCCCGAAGAACACAGGCCUAUGAAGACUGCCAGUCAGGACUGAACUCAGAAUUUCAAACUUCUCUGCCAUUUCAGUCCGGAGUAGAUCAAGAAGACAAGAAAGAGCGUCAAAAGCAGUUCCUGAGAUUUAGACGGCUUUUUAUGGAUAUUGAAAGGGAACAAGUAAAGGAACAACAAAGGCAAAAAGAACUUAAGAAGAAAGUUGAAAAAAUCAAGAAAAAGAAAGAGCAGCAGCGUCAUGCAGAAGAGCAGCAGAUAAUAAUGAAUUUGCAGGAAGAGCCUCACUCAGGGGAGGAGAUAGUUCCCGAUGACCAGCUACAGCUCGAGGAAAGAGAAGAAUCCAGAGAAAGACAGCAGAGAGAAAAGGAACAUCAGAGGUAUCUAAAAGCUCUAAGAGUCCAGAUCCAGGAGAAACUGCAGCUGAAUAACAUCAUCUUGCCUGCGCUGUGCUGCUGUGGCCCCGAGUUCUGGGACGCGCAUCCUGAUACCUGCGCCAAUAACUGCAUCUUCUAUAAAAAUCACAGAGCAUAUACCCGCGCACUGCAUUCUGUCAUCAAUUCCUGUGAUAUCCCUGAAGGACACUCAGGUCUCCGCAAGGCCAUCCAUAAUUAUGUUUUUGCAUACAAACAGACUUUGAAAAUUUGUAAUGAGAACCUGAAAUCAAGUAUUUCGACCUUCACUUAAAAUCAACCCUGAGAGAUUAUGUUGAAGAAGCCUUGAAGUGUAUAAAUGUAGACUCGGAAAGGACUGGCCCAUGUAAUGGCAGUCGCUCUGAGCCUGUGGUCACUGUUGUUCCAGGCUCCAUUUCAGGGUCAGGAGUGAGAGCUGCUCUCUGAACUUUUCUCUGCCGUGAGCAUCAUGGGAGUCUCUGGGGAGAGAGCUUAGAAGCGUGCUCUGCUCGAAGCAUGUGCUCUCAUGCUCUUCCCGAAGCGUGCCUGCCUCUCAGUCCAGAGAGUUUUCUCUUCACUCUGCUCGGAUUGGAAGAGAUCGUAAGAAAUCUUUAGAUGAUCUCAUUUGAGGUUUUUCUAGAAUGAGACCUUUGCAUCAGGACAAAAUGGAAAAUAUCUAUGAAGAUGAAGCUGAAAAGAUAAUGAUGAAGUUUUAGUUGGUGACCAUCUGGAUUACGGUCAGCUUUUUGCCUUGUGUGCAACGAUUAGCGACAAGGAGAAUCUGGUGAACUUUUCCUUCACAUUUUUUCUUUAAAAAAUUAUGGCCACUUUCCUCAUGCAGCAACAUUGGACGUAGAACAUUUUACUUUAUAUAUAUUUAUUAUAUUAAAAAAACUGUUUUGAGCAUUUUCUACAUGAAAUAAUUGUGAAUGGCGUUUCAAAAAUUGAAUCUUAAAGUGUGUCAACUCAUGUUUUAUUUCCAUAUUUUCUUAAAAAUCUGAACAAAUA
This is a messenger RNA of Sorex araneus (European shrew), 5593 nucleotides long. RefSeq names its product coiled-coil domain containing 15 (gene CCDC15). The record is from RefSeq and is a predicted model, not a curated record. Gene Ontology annotation, cellular component: centrosome. The transcript has 17 exons. NCBI's taxonomy places the organism in Eukaryota, Metazoa, Chordata, Mammalia, Eulipotyphla, Soricidae. Bases 378 to 4880 code for a protein of 1500 amino acids.